Drosophila grimshawi is the source of this 946-nucleotide messenger RNA. RefSeq lists its product as uncharacterized. Bases 23 to 856 code for a protein of 277 amino acids. The transcript has 2 exons. Lineage: Eukaryota; Metazoa; Arthropoda; Insecta; Diptera; Drosophilidae. The record is from RefSeq and is a predicted model, not a curated record.
CAAAUUAUAGAAUUUUGCAAAUAUGGAUAAAAAGAAACAAAACGAUGAUUUAUUUAAUCGCAUACGCAAUGAGUUGACUGCCAUUAUGGAGGAAAAUAAUAGCAACGAUCCGAAGCGCAAGAUUUCGUAUGAGGAUAUUAUGAAGUCCACUCCACUGCCCAGUUUGGCGCCCAGUAAAAGCCAAAAGAAUAAAUCGUCGAUAUACCAUAAUCCUCAAUCGCAUCGUCAGUCAGCGGGUGGCAAACCGAUUACAAUGAAGCCAACGUUCGGAGAAAAGGAGUCGUCAUCAUCAUCAUCAACGAGGGUAACAUCCUGUAGAACAUCAGCCACAUCGUUGAGAAACUUGACGUCUGAUUUGGACCAGAUUCCGUCGGCCGAUUUUCUGGACUCUCAAAGUGCCCAUUCAAUGGAUGAGGAAAUGAAGAAAAUGCAGCUGGAGUUGGCGAAGAGCUAUGAGCUAUUUCAGAGCAUUGGUGAGAAGUUUGAGGCCAUCAAUUUUGGCGCUCUUAAGACACGCAUACGCGACUUACAUUUGAACAAUGAAAUGGGCAAAGCCUCCACCAUCGAGCUGCAGAAAACGUUGGACGCUAGUUUCGUGCAGAAUCGCAUGGAGACGUUAGCUACAAGUGUAAGCGAGGAUUUUCGCCGGCAUCCUGGCGAAUUCGGGGACAUUCCCGAAUUGAGCACCUUCUUUCAGACGUGCGCCCAACUGGAGCAUGGCCUGGAUACGCUCAAGCGACAACGGACGCGCAGCACUGACCUGGAGAAGCGUCUAUGCUGGGCAACUGAGAUUGCCUAUAAUCGAAUGGAGGAAAUUCGUAAUUCUGUUGGCAACAAGCCGGAAACUAAUUUUUAAGCACUUGUUGUUUAAGAAUAUAUUUCAUCCUACAGAUCUUAAGAAAAAGUUGUUUCUUUAUAUAAGAAAUUAGGCCGUCAAUGUUUAGAC